CACGUCUUCACCAAAGUAUUCGCGAAUUCAAGUUCAACCCGUCGACUCUGGGCCACAUAACCGUAUCAACCAACUGUGCAUGCUGAGCCGUCGUAUGUCAUAUCGCGUCACUUCACUGAAUUGCUCCUUCUCUCGCAGAACUGUCUCUGGACGGUAUUGCCACGCAUCUGCCAUGUCGUUCUACAAACGAAAAGAACCACCGACCUCUUCACCAGACGACGCGAAGAAGCCCAAGAAGAAUGGCAGCCUUACCUCCUUCUUUGGUCCUCCAAAGGUCACUCCGAGAGGCGGGGCGAAUGCAGUGUCACACCAAGAUGGAGCUCCCACAGCGUCCAGUGAACCACCACCACCAACAUUCGACAAGGACAAAUGGGCAGCAGGUCUCACUGAUGAGCAAAGGAAGCUCCUCAAAUUGGAGAUCGACACACUGGAUCCAAGUUGGUUGUCUGUACUGAAAGAGGAGAUCGUGACACCGAGCUUUCUAGACUUGAAGCGAUUUUUGCAGAAGGAGAUCGACUCGAAGCAGAAGAUCUAUCCGCCUUUGGAGGACGUCUACAGCUGGUCGCGUCAUUGUCCCCUCCAUAAAGUCCGCGUCGUGAUCCUAGGCCAAGAUCCGUACCACGGUCACAACCAAGCGCAUGGUCUGUGUUUUUCCGUGCGACCACCCACACCCGCACCUCCCUCCCUGAAGAACAUCUACAUUGCAAUCAAGAAGGAAUACCCCAGUUUCAGCCCACCGCCUAAGAACGGGGGUCUGCUUACUCCAUGGGCAACCCAAGGGGUCCUCCUCCUCAAUACCUGCCUGACCGUUCGCGCCAGUCAGGCCAAUUCGCACUCCAACCACGGCUGGGAGAAAUUCACCCAAAAGGUCAUCGAUACUGUUGUCAAAUUGCGAACCCGCGGCGUGGUCUUCUUGGCAUGGGGCACGCCGGCGCAGAAGCGAUGCGAAAAGAUUACGGGAGCGCGUCAUCUAGUGUUGAAAAGUGUCCAUCCCUCGCCCCUCAGUGCGAGCAGGGGUUUCUUCGACUGUGGACAUUUCAGAAAGACCAACGAUUGGUUGGAGACCCGUUACGGGAAGGAAGGGAUCAUAGACUGGGACUUGAACGUGCCGCAGCACCCCAUCAAGGCGCCGGCAGUGGAGCAGCCGGUAAAAGUCACAGAAACCCAGAAGGAAGAAUCCCAAAACGCUGGGCCGGCAACUGAUCUCCCCGAGAAGACCAAUGGGAAGAAGAUAGUGCAGCAAGAGGAGUUUGAAGGGGAGGACGAUGAGGAUGCCAUUGCCGCGUUAGAGGAGAUUGCGGCGUUGGAGGCAAAGACCGAGGCCGAGGUCAAGGUCAAGGGGGACGGCGAGGCUUAGAAGACAAGCGCGUCAAAGACAUGAAGCCUUUGGGGAUUCCGCUCCAGCCGCGCUUCUUUUGCUGCACCAGAGCGUGCAUGCUCGAGCACUGGAUCAUGGCUGGUUGGCUCUUUCCCUCCAUUUCUACGGGGGUAUGUUUGGAAAGGAGUUAUGGGAUCAUUGUACCAAAAAAAAAGUCUGCCGAAAAAGAACAUGUUGAGCAUGGUGUCCGGGCGUUCACGGUUGGAUGUGGUCAAUCUUUGCUGGAAUGAGAGGUAAUUGGCCAUCUUGCUGCCCCUGUAGGAGGAAAAGCAGACGGCACACACAGACACAGACAACGAGGAUCUCUUUUUCUCACUCUCCUUAUAGUUUUCGAUUGUUAGAGCAGUGCAUUCGCGGUAUUAACACGACCGUGCUCUGAGAACAUGAGCCUUGUCCCACGGUGCACUGCAGUGCAUAGCAAGCAUGAAGGGACCGUGAGAUAGUGCGUUU
This is a messenger RNA of Cladophialophora immunda, 1828 nucleotides long. RefSeq names its product uracil-DNA glycosylase. The transcript is spliced from 2 exons. The record is from RefSeq and is a predicted model, not a curated record. Gene Ontology annotation, biological process: base-excision repair, AP site formation via deaminated base removal; base-excision repair. Gene Ontology annotation, cellular component: nucleus; mitochondrion. Gene Ontology annotation, molecular function: uracil DNA N-glycosylase activity. Bases 80 to 1357 code for a protein of 425 amino acids. Lineage: Eukaryota; Fungi; Ascomycota; Eurotiomycetes; Chaetothyriales; Herpotrichiellaceae.